CAGGAGGGACCAGCAUUCCCCACACCAACACAGAGAAGUGCGACACACUGAAGGAAGAGGACUUGAUAUCACUACCCUGCCUGACAACAUGACCCGCAUAGUGGACUCCCAGCGGUACUACAAAUGGCAGAGCUUUGGUCCAGCAGACAGACGAACGGAGGAAUUGUGGGUAAAUCUGAACAGCCUUCACAAGAGCCAAGUCCAGAUCCACGGCAUACUGUCCAACGCACAUCGACAAGCAGCGAGGGUGGCGCUGUCUUUUGAUUUCCCUUUUUAUGGACACCACUUGAGACAAAUUAUCAUAGCGACAGGGGGAUUCAUCUUUAUGGGAGAUAUUACUCAUCGGAUGCUGACUGCCACGCAGUACAUCGCUCCCCUCAUGGCCAACUUUGACCCCAGCUAUGCCAAAAACUCAACAGUGAGAUACUCGGACAACGGUAAUGUAUUUGUGGUGCAGUGGGACAGCGUGUCGCUUAAGGACCGAGAGGCCGAAGGACCUUUUACUUUCCAGGCAGUCCUCAACAAAAACGGAACCAUUGUGUUCAACUACAGAGAUAUCCCUAUACCAGUGGAGAAAAUGAAUUCCACUGAGCAUCCAGUAAAAGUGGGACUGUCCGAUGCUUUCAUGGCACUCCCUCCCCCCUUGCAGGUCUCAGAAGCGCAGCGCCGUACUAUCUAUGAGUAUCACCGUGUUGAGAUGAACAUCACAAAGAUCGUAGGGAGAUCUGCUUUUGAGUUCACGCCUCUGCCCACCUGUCUCCAACACACAUCCUGUGAUCUCUGCAUAACAUCCAACAUGACAACCGGCUGUGGCUGGUGCAACACACUUCAACGAUGUUCCGACGGUAUCGACCGACACAGGCAAGAGUGGUUAGAUUAUAACUGCCCUGAAGAGGCAAAAGGCUCAUGUGAGGACUACAUCCCGGUACUACCUGAGGGAUCCAUGAGCUCCUACAACCAGUCCUCUCCAGGUCCAACACCUUCUUCAGCGGAGAUGGAAGGGCAACCGGUCACUAGAGAUUUACAGUCGAGUCCACCCCACCAUACGGGGAUAACGGAGAACACGGCUAUCAUAGCGGGUGUAGUGGCAGCACUGGUGGUGCUUGUAGUUCUGACCUUACUGGCCGUGUACUACAUCAACACACACCCCACCGUGGCCCCACCCUUCUACCUCAUGCAGCGACGCACCAAUAACUACUGGCCCUCCAUGACGUUCCGCAACCAGGGCUGUCACUCCAGCUACGCCGAGGUGGAGCUAGGGGGUCAUGAAAAGGAAGGCUUCAUCGAAGCCGAGCAGUGCUGCUAAGAGUCCUGGACUUGCAGGACUAGAAGAAAGGACGACAUCUUGAGGAUUUCAAAGAUAUUACAGGGGGAUGAAUAUGGACGAUAAGGCCGACCAUCGACAGUCCCUACUUCAAACUCUGCACCUGGACAGGGUUUUCUGUAACUGCUCUUGUAGCUUUGCCAGUUUUCUCUGUGUGUUUUACUCUUUGCCAUCACACAGGGGAUCUGUCAUAUUACUCAAGGGUUUAGGGUCUGAUAGAAAGCCGACUGUACGAAAUGAUGAGAUGCGGAUGUCAGGGAAUAAAUCAAACUAGCCUUCAUACUGCAAACCAACAUACAGUUCAACAUAACAAUGUGUUUUUUUUGUGUCAUUCAGUAAAUGAAGUUACUUUUGUUUCUUGAAUCUUCCACGCGACCAACUGGUUGGUUCAUAUCAUGUUAUAUCUCUGUGGAAUUCACUAUAACAGAUAUUUAGCUAUGUAACGGAUAGUGUUUAUAAUGUCAUCUUGAAGUUCUCUGGAAAUAUUGUUUGGAUGAAUUUUAGAAGCAUCAAGUUAUGAGGGUUUUCUUUUAAUGUUUCUGUUUAAUUGUCUUCCAAUAAAAACUGAUGGUGAGUGUUGACAUGAAUCUCAUGCUUGGUGUAGAUUUGAAAAAGAAAUGGUACCAUUUUGGCCUAUAUUAGAACAGGAUUGCUGAGAAAAAUGUGACAUAUGCUGGUCAUUGUCAAGUGAGUGCCAUCAGGAAACAAUUUAUUUAAUUGGUAUGAAAGAGCUCUAAAUGCUCUCGCUCAUUGUAAAUAUACUAACAAACUAAUCAACAUUGUUUUUGCUCACAUUAACACUGGCAUCUAAUUCAAUUUGCCAACUAACUUUUGAAUAAAACAAAUGUCCGAUCACAAGUGAGGUAUUGAUGAUUAAAAUGAUUGCAAACAUUUAUCCUAAACUGAA
Messenger RNA from Notothenia coriiceps (black rockcod), 2231 nucleotides. RefSeq names its product plexin domain containing 1 (gene plxdc1). The transcript is spliced from 12 exons. The record is from RefSeq and is a predicted model, not a curated record. Bases 89 to 1306 code for a protein of 405 amino acids. Lineage: Eukaryota; Metazoa; Chordata; Actinopteri; Perciformes; Nototheniidae.